Molecule: messenger RNA, 2091 nt
Organism: Penicillium nucicola
Lineage: Eukaryota; Fungi; Ascomycota; Eurotiomycetes; Eurotiales; Aspergillaceae
Product: DNA damage response protein RcaA
Exons: 5
Coding region: 1-2091 (696 amino acids)
Biological process (GO): mitotic G2 DNA damage checkpoint signaling; double-strand break repair via homologous recombination
Cellular component (GO): Mre11 complex
Molecular function (GO): damaged DNA binding; protein binding
Source: RefSeq, a predicted model, not a curated record
AUGUGGAUUCUUGAUUCGAGCGGCGACUUUCUGGAUGGGAAGCGCGUAUGGCUGCGCCCCGGAAAGAAAUACUUAUUCGGUCGAUUCCAACGAGAUGGAGUCCGCCAUGCCGUCAAUCAUAAUUCUAUCUCUCGAAAGCAUAUGACCAUCGAGAUCGCCGCUGUCAAGCCGAAGGAUGGAUUGUCACCACGAGCACGAUCCGAUAUCACCAUAACCGACCUACAGUCCAAGAAGGGAACAAUUGUCGAUGACAAGAGAAUCGAAGGCGAAGUCAAGUUGGAAAAGGCCGAUGAGCAUGUCAUUCAAUUGGCCAAAUACCAGCACACGCUACGUAUCAAAUGGGAGCCAGUGGUUUUCAGCUUCUCAUUCUCUUCGAAAGAGAUGCGAGCGAGUGACCCUCUAGGCCAUAUUCGGUCACGCUUAGAGGACCUUGAUAUCAAGACCAUCAUCGAUUACCUCGUUGACCACACCACUCAUGUGGUUCAAAGUAAACGGAACACAGCCAAGGGCCUUCAGGCGCUCGUGAAUGGCAAGUAUAUUGUGAAUGAUUCAUACAUUGAUGCUGUCGUUUACGCCGCUACUCCCGGUGAUCUCGAGAACCUGGAGUCUCUAUGUCCUCUCGAAAUCGACUUCGAAUCGUCUUGGCCUGAUCCAAAUGAACACCUGCCACCCGCCGGCAAGGAGCCUGUCAACAGACCCGCCUCCGCUUUCGCUCCGAAUCCCGCACGCCUGACUGUUUUCGAGGGUUAUACAUUCAUUUUCGGUGAUCGAUCACAGUUUGACAAUCUGCAGGCGCCAAUCAACAAUGGUCAGGGCAAAGCUCUUCUAUACCAGGUAGAAACUGGAAAUACAACGGCAGCGGAAAUUGUACAGUUUAUGAGAAAGUCAGCACGAGGGAUUGGCGUGGGUAGUGAGCGUCGAGGCUCCGGUGGUGUUGUUCUCGUUCGUUUCCGAUCACCAGGCGAGCAUGAGCCAUGGUCCAUUGAACUUGGAAACGAGGUGGCUUUGAUGACCGAUCAACGUGUUAUUGAGCAACGAGAAUUCCUUGAUGCUAUCCUCAGUACUGAUGCCUCACCCCUUUGCCGUUCAUUGCCUACAGAGGAAGCUUCCAGUCCGAUCUCUCCGCCUGCUCCAGAGGUCGAAUUGCCAAGUGAGCAAUUGGUAGCUAGUACUUCGUCAGUCUCACCACCUGAGCCUGUACUUAGUCAACCUAGUCAACCCAGUCAACCAUCGCGAUCUCGGGGCAGAACUCCUCGCGUGCGUCCUUAUGUCAGCAAAAUGAAGACAUUUGAUGAUGGCUUUGACAUGGAGUCAAUCCCAAUGUAUGCGCCGGAGGAAGAGGACGAUCCCCGCACUCAAGUCAUGGAAAUGGACACUCAAGAACAACCGGAACAGCCAACUCAGCUCUUGGAUGUGGUCAAGGAAGAAACCGAAGAAGACGUGGUCUCUGAUCUUCUUCCUGGAGCCCGCGCGAUGAAGCGUCGUCGUGCGGAGAUGACUCCCAAUCGGACGGAGGAGCAAACACCUGUUGAAAUGGAAGCGCCCAAACGGAAGCGCCCCAAGCUCGAUGUCCUAGAAGCCGCCCGGAAGCACCUUGAAGAGGAGCAACAGCGUAAAAAGGAAGAAGAGGAUUCACGCCCAGCUGACAUGGGCGACGUCGAUGUCGACCAGUUGAAAAACCUCGCGAUCGUCGAAGAGAUGGACCUUCCUGUCCGAACCGCACCCACACGAGUAGAAGAGACAUCUGACCGCUGGGAAGCACAAUGGAACGGACGCAAAAAUUUCAAGAAGUUCCGGCGAAAGGGCGAGUCCCGUAGUCGCACCGUGCAGACGGUGAUCGUUCCCCUUGAAGAAAUGACGCGUAAAGAGUUCGGAAUCGGCGAGCACUACUGGAGCCGUGCCUCUGAACCAAGAGCCCAGCCAGAUCGUUCUGGUGAGACUCCGGCCGCUGAGCUAUUAGCCCCUGUUCAUGCAUCGCCUGAAGCGACUCCCGAUCCCACUCCAGUUUCAGUUUCUCGGAAGCGCGUUCGGGACGAGCGAGACUCGGACAGUGAUGAUGGACUUCGAUUUCGGUUCCGGCGCAAGCGAUAG